AUGUCGAACCCCCGUGUCAAGCGUGCCUUUGUCGACGCCUCUUCGGACCCCUCCCAGCGUCAGAUUACAUCUUUCUUCAACACCCACAGCAACGAGGGUGGCACUGGUACCACCGCUGAAUCCGUUCAGCCUCCCCAGUUGCCCGCCAGCAUCGAGGCCAAUCUUCUGAGUGUAGGCAUGCGUAUACGCAAAUCUGUUCCCGAGGGCUACAAGACCAAUUCGACCAGCGCCUUUAAGCUGUGGACGGAUAACACGCCGCUGCCCACCAGCUCCAACCCCAACGCCUCUGCUACAUCUCGUCCUGUGGCUGCUGUCUCUAGGGAGCUUCUACCCUUCUGUGGCAUCAACAAGAUUGGCGGCCUCGACUGCCAACCCACGACUACCCACCUAGACGAUUCAGAGGGGGUGCCCUCGAUUGACGAUAUACCCGGUCUCACGCUAUCGCAGGAGAGCGUCGAGAGCAGCGCUGUUGAGGCCAGCCCUAACAAUGUGCGCAAGCGUUUUUACGACGACGAUGACGACACCAUCGAGCCUGUGCACCAGUCUGUCUCGGCUGCUGACGACGUCAGCCCGCGCACCCUCACGCCCGUCGGCUUUGGCAACGCUCGCUCCCGUGCCAUUGCUGUGCCUCGGACCCGUACCCUCAAGAAGAACUCGGUGCCGGGAACGGAAACGGCCACAAUGCCCGUCGACCAAGAGAACAUGGCUGUUGACGGUGACUUUGAUGAGGCUGAUUUCCUUGUCUUUGACUCCAAUGGCCUGGAUACGACCAACUGA
This is a messenger RNA of Geosmithia morbida, 777 nucleotides long. RefSeq names its product Ribonucleotide reductase inhibitor. Bases 1 to 777 code for a protein of 258 amino acids. NCBI's taxonomy places the organism in Eukaryota, Fungi, Ascomycota, Sordariomycetes, Hypocreales, Bionectriaceae. Gene Ontology annotation, cellular component: nucleus; cytoplasm. The transcript has a single exon. Gene Ontology annotation, molecular function: ribonucleoside-diphosphate reductase inhibitor activity. The record is from RefSeq and is a predicted model, not a curated record.